ACACAUUAUUUAUUAAAAUUAAAGUUUGUAUCCGUGAGAAACGGAACAAAAGUUUGAAUAAUAGUAGAAAACAGAAGGAGAAACGCUCCAAAAGAGAGUUUUCUUUAAUAUCUGUAUCAAAUUUGGCAGCGAAAGCGGGAAAUUGGCGAUCUAGCUCCGUUAACGCGAGCUUCAGUAGCUCCGUCCGAGAGCCCCAACAAUGGGGAUGAUAGAAGAUGUUCAAUUGAUUGGGUUGCAGAUAUCGCCGGCCGGUCCCAAUGGGACUAAUUCUUCUGUACCUGCACCUACCCCCGGGAAGGAGCAGCAGGCCGCCGGCGUCGGAAUCCUUCUUCAGAUCAUGAUGUUGGUUCUCUCCUUCGUCCUUGGUCAUGUCCUUCGUCGUCACAAGUUUUAUUAUCUUCCCGAAGCGAGUGCUUCCCUUUUGAUAGGUUUAAUUGUUGGCGUACUUGCUAACGUUUCAAACACUGAAAAUAAUAUCAGGGCUUGGUUCAAUUUUCAUGAGGAAUUUUUCUUCUUGUUCCUCUUACCUCCAAUCAUAUUUCAAUCAGGGUUCAGUCUUUCACCAAAACCUUUCUUCUCAAAUUUUGGAGCCAUUGUCACGUUUGCUAUCUUAGGAACUUUCAUAUCUUCAAUUGUCACUGGUGUUCUAGUUUACCUUGGUGGUCUGGUGUUCCUCAUGUACAGGCUUCCAUUUGUGGAGUGUCUGAUGUUUGGUGCUCUUAUAUCAGCUACUGAUCCCGUUACGGUUUUGUCCAUAUUUCAGGAACUUGGGACAGAUAUGAACCUAUAUGCCUUGGUUUUUGGAGAAUCUGUUCUGAAUGAUGCCAUGGCAAUUUCAUUGUACAGAACUAUGGCCAUGGUAAAAAGUAAUGCAACGUCUGGAGAAAACUUCCUCAUGGUGAUUCUGAGGUUUCUUGAGACAUUUGUUGGAUCAUUGUCUGCAGGCGUUGGUGUUGGAUUUAUUUCUGCUUUGCUUUUUAAGUAUGCAGGGUUGGACAUUGAAAAUCUGCAGAACUUGGAGUGCUGUCUUUUUGUUCUUUUUCCAUAUUUCUCGUAUAUGCUUGCAGAAGGUCUUGGUCUCUCUGGUAUCGUGUCAAUAUUAUUCACAGGAAUUGUCAUGAAGCAUUACACGUACUCUAAUUUAUCAGAAAAUUCCCAACGAUUUGUAUCUGCCUUUUUCCAUUUGAUAUCAUCACUAGCAGAGACAUUUGUGUUUAUAUACAUGGGUUUUGAUAUUGCCAUGGAACAGCAUAGCUGGUCACACGUCGGAUUCAUUUUUUUCUCGAUUAUAUUUAUUGUAAUUGCAAGGGCGGCAAAUGUUUUCUCAUGUGGAUAUUUGGUCAAUUUGGUUAGACCUGCGAAUAGAAAAAUACCAUUGAAACAUCAGAAGGCCCUUUGGUACAGUGGACUUCGAGGGGCUAUGGCUUUUGCUCUUGCUUUGCAAUCUGUUCAUGAUCUUCCGGAUGGACAUGGGCAGACUAUAUUUACUGCAACCACUGCCAUAGUUGUUUUGACGGUAUUACUGAUUGGAGGCUCAACUGGCACCAUGCUUGAAGCUUUACAAGUUGUUGGUGAUGACCAUGAUGGUCCAUUGGGUGAAAGUUUUGAAGAAAGUCAUGGGUAUAUUGUCCCAUCUACUCGGAGUUUUGAUGGGAACCAUGGGUAUCAUGCUCCUUCUUAUGAUGAAGAAGAGGAGGCAUCCUCUGGGAGCAAGCUAAAGAUGAAACUCAAGGAGCUUCACAAGAGCACAACAUCGUUUACAGCAUUGGAUCGCAACUACCUUACCCCAUUCUUCACGAGUCAAAAUGGAGAUGAAGAUCACGAUGAGCCCAUGCCUAGUUCUAGAAGUAGAAAAUCGGGUUAUCAUUGACAUCUUUUUCUUGUUCUGGUCACAAGGAGUUUGUGGCUCAGCGGUGUCUUUAAAUAUAAACCAAAGAAAGUGGUUAAUGUGUCGUUAUCAUGAGGAGGAGCACUAAGAAGUAGUUCAUGAUCUCUCUAAGAAAGUGGUUGUUGUCUUCUAUUUUUUUGGGUAACUCUGUUCAUUAACAAUCGUAUAGUUGCACCUAAAUUCUUUUCUUUGAUGAAGAGUCUUUGUUAGUGUUUUGAUCAAAAUAACCCUCAUUUUGGUGGCCCUGUUGGAGGUGGACUGGACUACGUUUAGUGGAGAUGGACCCUCAGUUGAUUUCUCCAGUGUACCUAAGAUGCUCGAGUCUCUAAUAAGGGGUGUAAAGCCCAUUUAGACGGAGAUUUUUGGGCCUGGUCCGCUUGGAGCUAAUGUUCAUCUAACUUGAAGCCUAAUACAAAUCUGACUUUUCUGUAAACCGCUCUGGAAUAUUUGUGUUUAGUAGUUAAUCUGCUGCUUGAACUUGGAACAUUAAUACAAGGUACUAGAUAGGCAUAAGCACAGUAGCUAGAGCCAACAAAUUUUUACGGACAUCUUAUUUUUUUGUUUAUACAUAUUAUUAUUACUGUUUCAAAUGUA
Humulus lupulus (European hop) is the source of this 2482-nucleotide messenger RNA. Its product is annotated as sodium/hydrogen exchanger 6-like. Gene Ontology annotation, molecular function: sodium:proton antiporter activity. NCBI's taxonomy places the organism in Eukaryota, Viridiplantae, Streptophyta, Magnoliopsida, Rosales, Cannabaceae. Gene Ontology annotation, biological process: regulation of pH; proton transmembrane transport; sodium ion transport. The transcript has 23 exons. Gene Ontology annotation, cellular component: endosome; membrane. Bases 200 to 1870 code for a protein of 556 amino acids. The record is from RefSeq and is a predicted model, not a curated record.